AGGAACUUCUUCAGAGAGAGCCAUUGCAGUUCUUCCCAUAAAACCUCAUUGGAGUCAUCAUGGAGGUGGUGGUACACCACCCUCAUUAAAUUCACAACUACUGUACUCUCCCUCUCGUUCCACACUCUCUCUCGAACCUCUCAUGUCUCUGCAGCUUCAACCCUCCUUGGCCAUGGCUUCUCUUCCUCUGCUCAACUUCUCAUGGUUCUAAUUAUCAUUUUUUUAAUAUUAUUUCCCCCCAAUUAUCUGUGUUUGAGAGAGAGAGAGAGAGAGAGAGAGAGAGAGAGAGAAUGGGCCAUCAUUCAUGCUGCAACAAACAGAAAGUAAGGAGAGGACUAUGGUCACCUGAGGAAGAUGAGAAACUCAUCAACUACAUUUCCACCUACGGCCAUGGUUGUUGGAGCUCAGUUCCAAGACUCGCAGGCCUUCAAAGAUGUGGAAAGAGUUGCAGGCUAAGAUGGAUUAAUUACCUUAGACCUGACUUAAAAAGAGGAAACUUCUCUCCUCAAGAGGCAUUGCUUAUCAUACAACUCCAUAGAAUUCUUGGUAACAGAUGGUCUCAGAUAGCCAAGAACUUGCCAGGAAGAACUGAUAAUGAAGUCAAGAAUUUCUGGAACUCAAGUGUAAAGAAGAAGCUCUUCUCUCAUGUUGUUUCUGAUCUAGCUACCAUUCCUGAUGAUCAUGUCUCCAUUAAUAAUCACCAAUAUUCUGGUUUCAAUGAGGUUGGGUUGCCAAUGACAACUGAAAACCCUAACUUCAUCAUUGAUGCCCCACAAGAACAUUUUCAAUUUCACAAUCCUAUUUAUUCUGCACCUCAAAGUUCCAACAAUGGUGAUCUCAAACCUGUGACCGGAUUCGUGGAUUACGAUAUGAUCAAUUCUCAUGGAAUUCCACCCAUGUUUUUCCAAGAUGGAUCUUCUUCUGACCCAACAUGGUCUUUCAAUUAUCAACCCCAUGAGAAUCAGGAAAAUGGUGAUCAUCUCCUGUUUUACUACCCCCAAGUUGAUUCCAAGUUUAUUUCAACAUCAUUUGAUGAUCCACUGGUGAUGUCUGAGAUGCCAAACUUGUGUGAAAUGUUGGAUUUGGACAUGGAUGAAUGUACUGGUUUGCCAUCAUCAUCAUCAUCAUUAUCUUCGUCUUCUUCUUCUUGUGCUACACAUGAAGUCGACCCAACUGCUGCUACUAGCCUUCCAAUAAAUUUGCUAUCUGGGUCUUAUUCAUAUGUACCCACCAAUCAAAUGGAUUGCAUUGUUGCUGCUCUCAUGCCAUCAUCCUCAUCAUCAUCCUCUUUACCAUGUGGGCUUCUUGGUAUGAACCCUAACGUCCCCCCAUCUUGGUAUGAACUCUAA
Messenger RNA from Telopea speciosissima, 1349 nucleotides. RefSeq names its product transcription factor WER-like. The record is from RefSeq and is a predicted model, not a curated record. Lineage: Eukaryota; Viridiplantae; Streptophyta; Magnoliopsida; Proteales; Proteaceae. The transcript has 3 exons. The coding region runs from base 291 to 1349 and encodes 352 amino acids.